AGACUAUCGGAUCUACCCCCGUGGUGAAGAUCAACAAGAUUGCGCCCGCGGACGUGGAAUUGUAUGUCAAGCUUGAGUACUUUAACCCCCUGGGCUCCGUGAAGGAUCGCCUCGCAAUCGCCAUUAUUGAUGACGCCGAGAGGCGGGGCCUGCUGAAGGCGGGGGGCACCGUGGUGGAGGCCACGAGCGGCAACACCGGCAUCGCGCUCGCCAUGGUCUGCGCGCAGCGAGGCUACAACUUCGUCUCAACCAUGGCGGCGUCCUUCUCCGUCGAGCGACGGAAGGUCAUGCGGAUGCUCGGGGCGAAGGUGAUCGUGACCCCCGCGCCCCUCGGUGGC
Messenger RNA from Prorocentrum cordatum, 338 nucleotides. NCBI's taxonomy places the organism in Eukaryota, Dinophyceae, Prorocentrales, Prorocentraceae. The record is from the annotation of a GenBank genome assembly.